GUUUCUUAAACGAGGACAACAGUCUGAACGUUUUAUUACAGACACGGAUUACUCAGAUAUGAAAUGGAUUGUUUUUUUAUCAGAUUUGCCCCCCGAUGCUUCCAGGAGUAGAGACUCCCAUUAAUCGGAAUGAAUUUCAUGGAUUUGCGUCUGUGUUCAUUCAAAUUCACGAUCCUCCACUAGUAGCACUCGCGUGCCCUACAUCUCUCCCUGACCCCGCCUGCUCGGGCCAAUACGGUCCGCCCCAGACUCGGUGUGAGGGGUAACAGCGGUAUUUAUAUGCAAAGCGAUAGUCGGUGCGUGGACUAAUUGGCAGCACCCACAACCAACGAAAAGCCGACCGGGAGUCGAAGGAACCUCGGGAACAUCACCGGAGAUUUUUGUCAAGACAAACAAGUGCUUUGUAUUCCCUAUAGAGCUCAAGUGUGCAAGGCUGGAUCGAUGGGACUGGAAUGUGGCUGUUUCGCCGGAGAUUAGACUGUCGGACGAGCGAAGACGAAGCACGGGACCGGGAUCUGGGAGAAGCAGGAUGCUGAACCGCGAUCAGGGUAGAUUCAUGUGGACGCGAGGUGUACCCUGAUUUCCCAGCCCCUCCCCCUUCCCUCAGUCACCCCCUCCCUACAACCUGUUCACUCCAUCCAGCACACUACGCUCACCAUGACGUCUACCUUGCAGACCCUAGCCUUUAAGCUGGCCCCUCCCUCAAGAGAAGCUGGACCAGAGCAGUUGGAACCUUGCAACGAUGGCACGGGGCGACAUUAUGAGGUGGUCCCCUCAGUGGUCUGCUCUAUGUGCUGUCUUUUUGGAAUCAUCUAUUGCUUCUUUGGUUACCGCUGUUUUAAGGCUGUACUCUUCCUCACAGGGCUCAUGUUUGGUUCUGUAAUCAUCUUCCUGCUCUGUUACAAGGAGCGAGUAUUGGACACGCAGCUGAGCGUUGAGGCCAGCGUGGGCAUCGGCCUGGGCAUCGGCACCCUGUGUGGCCUGGUGACCAUGUUGGUACGCAGCGUUGGGCUUUUCAUGGUGGGGCUGCUCCUGGGCCUGCUGGUGGGCAUCGGGACCCUGGUAGGAAUGGAGGAGCUGUCGUCCAACCCCCCGCGGUCAGUAUGGGUGCCCCUGGGCGUCCUGCUGGGGCUGGGCAUGCUGUUCGCCGUCCUCACCCUGCAGUGGCAGAGAUGCUUCACCACCCUCUCUACGGCUGUGUUUGGGGCUGCAGUGAUAGUUGUGGCUACAGAUUAUUUUGUGGAGCUCUUUGCGCUGGUGAGGUACAUUUACGAGCGGGUGAAAACAGGCCCCCGGGAGCCGGUGUGCUGGAUGACGUGGGUGGUCCUGGGAGCCUGGCCUGCUCUCGCCCUGCUGGGUGUUUUGGUGCAAUGGAGAGUGACGGCAGAGGGCUACUCCCACACGAAGGUGAUGAUCAGUCGCCAGCAGCGGCGAGUUCAGCUUAUGCGUAUACGUCAGAAGGAGGAGAGGAGGGAGAGCAGCAGGAAGAAAAAGAGGAAGCAGCCGCAGAACGCACACCACACACAUGCCGCCAAACCCCUGCACCCAGAGCCCGCCUACCGCAGGAAACCCAACCCUAUACGACGCUUUGAUGGAGACGUGCUUUCUCCUAGCUACAUCCAGAGUUUUCGGGACAGACAGGUGGAUGGACGUGCUUAUCCAGCGGGUGGGCUGAUGGCUGCAGGUCACACAAGUGUAGAUAUGGACUAUGACUGUGGAUCUAGGGUCCCUCUCACUUCUGGGGUUGGACCACAUGUUCGGGUCUGACCAUACUCACUUCUUCACCCCCCCCACACCCCUUUACGCACACUUUCAUCCGGUGCUGACCUGACCCUGGGUCCCAAAUGCACAGAGGCUUGGGUCUCCUCACCAUUCAGAACUGAACAAUGAAAGCACUUCUAACUAUAAUACUGGAUGCAUCAUUCCGAGACCAUGGUUGUAUUAAAGAGCUGCUUUCACAAACACAAUUACACUAACACACUUUACCUGAACAUGUGCCUGAGAUGUGGCAUUCUGUUCACCUAAUACGGAAACCAUUAUGAGGUGGUUUAAAAAAAAAAAAAAAAAAAUCAAUCUGGGCUCCAUUCUGUCGAAUUAUUUUCAAAAAACGUCUGUGGUGAAUUAAUGUGUUGCCCGUUCUUCAAUGUUUCACGAUAUUGCGUUUCUGUUUGUGACAAAUUCAUCAGUUGGUGCUGAAUCUUGUCUUUGUACAACAACGCUGACUGUCAUUUUGAAGUCAGUCGUUCCUCCUCUCAUCGUAAAGUCUGUGGAUUCCACCAGUCAGUGUCUGUACUGUGAGAUCCCGCAUUCCGGCCCAGGACUGUACCAAAUACCAUCGAGCAGGGGUGCCUUCGAGACACCACUAAGAAACUCUCUCAGGAGAAUCCAACUCCUUAGCCUUGUUUCAGAAAGGCUGUAGGGCAAAGAGCCAUAUUACUGCUGAUCAGAGCCACCUGGUCCACUCUGGGAUGCAGAGCUGAACGCCUGGUGAUGAAAAGAACGAGGACAAGAUGGAGGAAAUGAGCGAAGAUGAUACUCAGGGACAGCAUGAAUGUUUUGGAGUACUGG
Onychostoma macrolepis is the source of this 2568-nucleotide messenger RNA. RefSeq names its product transmembrane protein 198b (gene tmem198ab). Gene Ontology annotation, cellular component: cytoplasmic vesicle; plasma membrane. The transcript is spliced from 6 exons. Lineage: Eukaryota; Metazoa; Chordata; Actinopteri; Cypriniformes; Cyprinidae. The coding region runs from base 658 to 1767 and encodes 369 amino acids. The record is from RefSeq and is a predicted model, not a curated record. Gene Ontology annotation, biological process: positive regulation of canonical Wnt signaling pathway.